This is a messenger RNA of Sphenostylis stenocarpa, 2451 nucleotides long. The record is from the annotation of a GenBank genome assembly. NCBI's taxonomy places the organism in Eukaryota, Viridiplantae, Streptophyta, Magnoliopsida, Fabales, Fabaceae.
AUGGCUUCUUCAGAUGUGUGUUCCACUGAGGAUGCUCUUAAGGCAUUCUUAGAAUACUUGGUUGAUCCAAUGCUGCCAGCAAAACUUUCUCCAUCUUAUAACCCCACACUAUCUCAGCAGCAGUCUGUUGCAAAACAGGUUCAUUCCGUUGUGUUACUGUACAACUACUACCACAGAAAACAGUAUCCAGAGCUUGCUUUUCUGUCCUCUGAUGAAUUUUGCAAGUUAGCUGUGGCUCUGAGACCUGCAUUAUCAGUGCAUACAAAAUUCACCCAGAAGCCUGAUGAAACUGAGCUUGUUGAUGUGAAGCAGUUGCCUAUAACUGCAGACAAGAUCUUAAAUGCAUGUAAUAUAUGUAAAUGUUUAGAUACAUCAAAAAAUGUCCCUGAUGUGGAAGGAUGGCCCGUUUCAAAAGUUGUUGUCCUUUUAAUAGACAAUAAGAAGGAGAACUGUUUCUUGAUUUUUAGUUCCAUCACUGAGGGGGUAUGGUCACUGGUUGAAAAAGAUGUGGAAACAAUCUGCCAAAGUUCUGAAAUUACAACAGGAGACAAACCUACUUCCAAAAAGAAAAGAGUCAUUAAAAAGUCUACAAAAAAUGAGUUAAAUUUUGAAGAAGAUGGAAUGUUGCAAUUUGGAUAUUCUGCUGUAAAGGAAACUGCGGGUAUUGAUGAAACUGAUAUUACAAUUUUGGAAGGUCGCACUGUGUAUUCUCAAAGCAAAAUAAAGACAGCUUCACGCUUUUAUAUAAUGAAGUGCUCCCAGUUGAUCAAACGGGAAUUUAUUCAAGUUCCUAUCAAAUAUUUGGUUGAGAGCUUGCAAGGUCCAUUGGUCAAGAAGAGUUCUAGCUGUUGGACAGUCACCUCAGUUGUUGAGUACUUCCAUGUGCUUCCUUAUUCUGAAAUAAUCUCAGAGUGGAUUUCUAGAGAAACCUUCUCAAGUAGUUUGCGAGAUUCAAAGUUGACAGAGAAAAAUAUGAUUGUUGGUCACCCUGAAAUGACAGAAUCAUGUACAAGUAGUGAGGGCAUGUCUAAUGGCCUUGAUCUUAAGUCAAGCAGUGAUGCUAUUGAAGCUCUUAAUCAGAACGAGAACAAUGGAAGUUGUGGAGUUACAUGUUCUGCUUCUAUUAAGGAAGCCCAGGAUGCAUAUGUGGACAAUUCUUUAGCUUCUCCAUCUCAAAUGAAAGAAGGAUGUCAGCAUAUUGCCAAUACAUUACAGGUUCGAAAAGAUAAAGCAAUUGAGAAUCCAUCUGUACAACAUUACUCAAAUCAAUCAAAAAACCCUACCCAGGCUAAGAAUGGUGAUGCAAUAAGGAUGCUCAUCACUGAGGGUGGAACCAAAAAUCAAUCUAGUUGUGAUAAAGGUUUUUCCAAAACCUCUUUUGGCAAUGAUUCCAUAGAAGAAAGUGCCCUGAUUACAAAUAAUCCCAAUUCCAAUAUUGAAAAGCUUCAAAAUCUUAUAGCUUCAAAGGGAAAGACAUUAUCACAGACUGCCAAAGCUUCUUUUGAAAAUGAUUCGAUAGAAAAUUGUGCCUUGAUUAAAAGAAGCCCGAAAUCUCAUCUUGAAAAGCUCCAAAUUAUAGCUUCAAAGGGAAUGACAUUGUCACAGACUGCCAAAUCCUCUUUUCAAAAUGAUCACAUAGAAGAGUGUGCCUUGACUGCAAAUAAUCCCAACACAGGUCUUGAAAAGCUCCAAUUUCUUGUAGCUUCAAAGGGAGAGGCAUUGUCACAGACUGCACUAAAUGCCCUUAAGCGAAAGAGGAAUGCACUGGCUCUUCAGCAGCGCAAGAUAGAGGAUGAGCUUGCUUUGUGUGAUAAAAAAAUUCAGAGAAUGUUAACUAGUGGGGAAGAUGAGUUGGAAUUAAAGAUAGAAUCCAUCAUAGAAGGCUGUAAUGAUGCAUUUGUAAGAAAUCAAGGAAGGAUAUCACAAAAUCUUGAGGACCAAAGCUUAUCUCGACCCAUUCAGCAGAGAAGAUUGACAGAAGCAGUGCUCAUCAUGCAAAGUCCUUUUAUAUUUGUCAUUUUUGUUGUGUUCGAUUGUGUGGACUUGAGGGCUGAAUUUGUUGAGUUGGGGUGGGAGCUUGAUUUUGAAGAAAAAGUUCUCAAUAAUGAACUAGAUGGUAUAUGUCAUGAAAAUAGCUGGCUUCUACCAAUUUAUCGUGUUUCUGAAUUAGAUGGUGGAUUCCAAGCUGAUGUAGCUGUUAAAGGACUAGACUUUGAAUGUUCCUGUGGAGGCAAUCUCUGUUCCCAUCCUCAUGAAGCAAGAGAAUCAGCUGCUGCUCAGAUGUUAGCCCGCUUAAGAAGUAGGGCAAAAUCAGCAACUACUUCUGGUUUGCUGCUUCAUCGGCAAUAUAUGGACAGCCCUGGAGGAAUUCAUUCUUCACGACUCAUGAAUCAUUUGGAGCUUCUAGCAUUUGAUCCACACUAUAGAGAACGAGAGAAAACGUUUCAGUAA